Mesorhabditis spiculigera is the source of this 2220-nucleotide messenger RNA. The record is from the annotation of a GenBank genome assembly. Lineage: Eukaryota; Metazoa; Nematoda; Chromadorea; Rhabditida; Rhabditidae.
AUGAACGCUGCUCAGGGCAAGGGCAAAAAGUCAUUCGACGAGCAGUACCCUCGUGAUGAGGUCAAGCAAAAGAUUCGGCAGUUCAUCUCCGAGUUUUUCACGACAAACGAUCAGGGCGAGAAGAACUUCAAGUACCGGGAUCAGAUGUUCAAAAUCUUUGAGCGCGAAGAGGUGACCCUUUUCAUCGACCUCGACGAUCUGCGUGAGCUGUUCCCCGAAGUGGUCGAAGCCCUAGAGAUCAACACUGUCCGACUGCGUGAAAUGUUCUGCGAGGUGAUGGACGAGUUGCGCGCGGAAUACUUGGGCGAUCGUGAGCCGCCAGUCCGCGACGCCUUGGACGCGUUCAUCUACCAGCGCGUGCAGAUGGACCGUCAGCAUGCCACUGAACAUGCGGACCGCGGCGAUCAAAGGACAAACCGAUACCCGGCCCAGCUGAUGCGUCGCUUCGAGGUAUCCUUCCGCCCCGACUCGAACGCCAAGCCCCUUUCCGUGCGCCAGCUGAAGGCCGACCAGAUCGGGCACUUUGUCUGCGUCGAGGGCAUCGUCAUCCGAGCCACCGAGGUCAAGCCGCGCGCUGAAGUGAUCACCUACACAUGCGACACUUGCUCGGCCGAGGUGUACCAUGCGGUCGCUGGCCAGCAAUACACCCCGCAGGCCAGCUGCAUCAGCAAGGAGUGCACGGAGGGGCGUGGCAACGGGCGGCUUCAUAUGCAAGUGCGCGGAUCGAAGUUCGUGAAGUAUCAGGAGCUGAAGAUUCAGGAAUUGAGCCACCAAGUGCCUGUCGGAUCGAUUCCGCGUAUUUUGACGGUUCAAGUUGUUGGCGAAAUGACCCGCGGUUGCCAGCCGGGAGAUCACUGCCGAAUCGCAGGCGUGUAUUUGCCGCAGAUUCAACGCGGACCUCAGGCUCCUGGUGGCGGAUCCCUCACCCACGACACUUAUUUGGAAGCUUUCUUCGUCAACCCGAUCAACCGCGAGGAUCUGCGCACCGCCGAGCUGGAAGGCGAAAUCACCGAGGAAGAGAUGCGUCGUCUCGGCGAUGCCUCCUUCUACAACCUUGCCGCCUACUCGAUCGCGCCCGAUAUCUACGGCCAUUUGGACGUCAAGAAAUCGCUGCUGUUGGCCCUGGUCGGCGGUUGCGACCAGAACGCGGAGGGAAUGAAGAUCAGAGGAGCGCUCAACAUGCUUCUCAUGGGCGACCCUGGUUUGGCCAAGUCGCAGCUGCUCGGCUACGUUGAUCGACUUGCCGUACGCUCGCAGUACACAACCGGUCGUGGAUCUUCUGGCGUCGGUCUGACCGCUGCUGUCAUGAAGGACCCAGUCACCGGGGAAAUGAUGCUGGAGGGUGGAGCCCUGGUACUCGCUGACAACGGUAUUUGCUGCAUUGACGAGUUUGACAAGAUGUUGGAUGCCGACCGGACGGCCAUUCACGAGGUGAUGGAGCAGCAGACGAUAUCCAUCGCCAAGGCCGGCAUCAUGACCACGCUCAACGCCCGCGUUUCAAUUAUUGCGGCUGCGAACCCGGCUUAUGGAAGAUACAACCCCCGUCGUAGCAUCGAGCAGAACAUCAACUUGCCAGCCGCCCUUCUCUCCAGAUUCGAUUUGAUGUGGGUGAUGCGCGACAUCCCGAGCAAGGAAUCUGAUAUGAUGGUCGCCAAACACGUCUGCUACGUCCAUUACAAGGGAUGCCCGCCUCCACGCAAGGGGCUUCAGCCCUUCAGCAUGGAUACGCUGCGUAAAUACAUUGCCGCCUGCAAAGCCAAGAACCCGGUGAUGGGCCCCGAGCUCGCCGAGCGCCUCAUCGACCUGUACGUCGACAUCAGGAAGGAGUCCCGCGAGAGUGAUGACUCCACAUUCACCUCGCCUCGAUUGCUGCUCUCGGUUAUUAGAAUGGCUACAGCUUGCGCUCGCGUGCAUCUGCGAGACCGGGUCAGCGAGUCGGAUCUGGAUGAAGCCAUCCGCUUGAUGACCGCCAGCAAGGACAGCAUGCGCACAGAAGAGGCCAAGCAUGUCAACCGUGGAACUCCCGUCGAUCAAGCAUUUACCCUUCUGCGCGAUCUCUUCGCCACCAACAAGAAUGAGCCCGUCCCGAUGGAGCAGUUGGCCACAAAGUGCGCUCGCAAGGGAAUCUCGGACGAGGUGCUGAAGGAGUGCGUCGACUUCUACACCACCAACGGCGUCAUCAUGACCGACCGCACCAACAAGAUCCACUUUGUCCUCAAC